Lepus europaeus (European hare) is the source of this 1565-nucleotide messenger RNA. It is a transcript of the gene FAM180A, whose product is annotated as family with sequence similarity 180 member A. Bases 333 to 854 code for a protein of 173 amino acids. The record is from RefSeq and is a predicted model, not a curated record. Lineage: Eukaryota; Metazoa; Chordata; Mammalia; Lagomorpha; Leporidae. The transcript is spliced from 3 exons.
AGAAAUUAUAUUUAUCCACCCCACUGCCAAGGAGAUCACAUGCCCCGUGAGUCACUCCAGAUGUGCUCAAAAAACAGUCUCUGUGUGGAAGCCCGGUCCCCCAAUCCCAGAGAGAGAGCUGGAUUAAGAGAGGUGCCGGCUCCCGUCCCACCCAGGAGGCAGCCGUCUGCCUCCGCCCUCCUGAGGCCAGGCGAGGGCACUUCGGCUCUUCCCGAAAGCGAAGCGAGUGGCGAGCCAUCGUCUCCCGGGCAGCAUCGGCUUUCCCGAGCGUACCUGUAGCCACCGGGGUCCCAUCGGGGAGAAAGGGCCACUUUCUCACCUUGGCAGACAAGAUGUGUUGGAAGACACUGCUGCUUCUGCUGUUGUACUACAAUGCGCAGGCCACCGUGUCCCACAGGUGGAGCAGGGCCGUGCUGUUCCCUGCUGCCCAUCGGCCGAAGAGGUCCUCGUCCAUGCCACUGAACCCAGUCCUGCAGAACUCCUUGGAGGAGGUGGAACUGCUCUACGAGUUCCUGCUGGCCGAGCUGCGCAUCAGCCCCGACCUGAAGAUCUCCAUCAGGGACGAGGAGCUGGACUCCCUGCGCAAGGCCGCGGCCUUCCGUGCCGUCUGCAACGAAGUCAUCCCCAAGCGCCUGCCGGACGUCCGGCGGCUGAGUGCCAGCCUGGCCGGGCGCCCCGGCGUCCUCAGGAGGGAGGACUUCGAGAGGACCGUGCUGACCCUCGCCUAUGCGGCCUACCGCACGGCGCUGUCCCAAGGGUAUCAGAAGGACAUCUGGGCCCAGUCCCUGGUCAGCCUCUUCCAGGCCCUGAGGCAUGAUCUGAUGCGGUCCGCAGGCCCCGGGGCGGCUCCCUGAGAGCCUGGGCCCUGUGCAGGGACCUGUACACACAGCAAUCCAGAAAGGCUUCCUUCCCUCACUCCUCCCACACAGCCCAGCAGGAAGACCGCCCAGCAACACAGAUCGGCCGAGAUAAAAUGCGAGGAGCCCCUCUGCGCUUGGUAGCUUCCUGCCAGGCGCACCUGCCGGGAGAAGGGGCCGCUGAGGUCCCUCGGGAUGCCUGUGAGGCGGGAUGCUCUGCCUGAGGUCAUGCAGGAAUCUUUAGGCUUCCCACGCAGAGCCAUCGCUGGACACACCAGGAGUGAGGGCGGGAGAGGGAGAGGGCGGCAGAGACGUGUGGCCAUGGCACAAAGAUGGGGUGGGGGGACAGCGGCCUGGCGCUGGCUUGAACGAAUGUCUCCCCAGCAGUUCCAUAGUAAACUCCAAGAAGCUAGAGCUACACCCAAAUAAAUGCGUUGUGAGCCAAGGGUGUACUUCCUGAGUUUGUCCGAGGUCAGGAAAUCAGUAGUUUUAUGACCUGUCUUAACUCACCCUCUCUACAAGAAAGGGGGCCACAGAGAUGCUGGGAGCCCAGUCCUGCCUUGUCUUUCCAACAGAGAACCCGAGCUAACGCAGAGGGGCCUUGCGAAUGGAAGAGGUGGCCCCGGCCUCUCUCUCCCAAUCCUAAAAUAAGUUAGCAUCUUCAAAUAACCAGGUGCUCCCAAGAAAACACAGGAUUUUACUCUGUCA